Rhodofomes roseus is the source of this 4655-nucleotide messenger RNA. RefSeq lists its product as uncharacterized. The record is from RefSeq and is a predicted model, not a curated record. The transcript has 6 exons. Lineage: Eukaryota; Fungi; Basidiomycota; Agaricomycetes; Polyporales; Fomitopsidaceae. Gene Ontology annotation, biological process: phosphorelay signal transduction system. Bases 170 to 4225 code for a protein of 1351 amino acids.
CAAGUCGCCAGGGCCUUCUUGGGGCUUCCUCCCAGCCUUCCCUCCGAGUCCUCGCUCUCCUCCUCGCUCUCCUGCUUCUCUCCCUUUCCGCCAUCCCAGCAUCUACUGGCAGUGGCCGACGCCCCUUUAGCUGCCGGAUCUGGCGCCUCACUGACUGCGGUCGUAGGUCAUGUCUGGGGCGAGACUGCCCGCAGUACGCCUGCCGUCCGUCAUCGCAAGCCAUGGGACCGACGAAGAACACCUUGGAGAGAGUCCUGUCGUGGUGGACCUGCCGCCGUCGAACAAAUUUGGAUUCGCAUGGCCUGUCGAGUCUGCCGCGCCGGUUCAGUUACAGGUAGCGGCCGAGCGAACCACCGGUGUCUCAUUCAGCUCCUCGGAAGGUGAGACCGACAUAUCCGAGGAGGAGCUGAGCCGCCCUACCAAAAGGUCCGCCAAAGCAGGGGACGGAGAGGAAUCCGAGUUCGUUACGCCCACGAAUCACUUGGACUCUGACCAGAAUCCUAUGGAUCAGGCGGCGCAGAGUUCCCCGCCCCCUCGCUUGUCCAGAGCGUUCUCCAUGCCUCUUCCUUCUCAACUCGGGUCCCUUCGGAAUCCACGGCGCGUCGCUUCCUCCCCGGACAACGAUGAUACGACCACUAUCAUCCAGCUACCUCCGGAGUAUGCUCACUUCCACGAGCUGUCGCUGGAGCUUGCAGACUCGGUGCAGAUGGUCAUACAGACCUUGCUUCAACUAUCGCCUCCUCAAGUUCUAGAUCCCGCCAAGGAGCAGUUCUCAGCAUGCUCACUCUCCAUCCCAACGCCCUCCGUAUCUGCUAUGUUUACAUCUAUGAAGAAUCUAAAUUACAUGUCCGCCAACAUGUCGGCUCUUAGUCUCGAUCCUCCCGUCCAACAAGCAACUACUGCAGGCGAACGUCUUGGUAUGCCGACACUUCUUAAUGACUUCGACAUUGGUGAGAUGUUGCAGAGUGCGGGUGACGCAUUGAGCGGUGUCGCCGCUCAAGCUGGGGUCGAUCUCGUGUUAUUCCAUGGUGACUUGGGGAUGAAGCACGUCGGGGUGAGGGGGGAUGAAAGUGGUCUCUCGUAUACCCUGUCGCAUGUUAUACGCCAGAUAAUCGCUACAUCUCAUCCAGGGGACACCAUCGAAGUAGGGUUGUUUAUUGCCGUUGCGUCAACGUCUGCAAACGGUGCAGAUGCAGGUCGAGCGUCGCCCUCAAGCGACGCUGAAGGCCCAUUGCGUUGUACGUUCCAAAUAGCGCAUGGGACAACAGCGGCCAAUUCAACGCGAACGAGCGACGCGGGUGCGUCCGAAGCUGGCAGCGCGCCUCCAUCUCCAUCAACCGCCUCCUUCCGAUCACAGCCGUCCUUGAGGAGCCUCUUCCUGCGGCGUCUGUUGAGCCAUGUUGGCGCUACUCUGGAGUUGGACGUUCAGCCCAAGGGCGCGUUACCGGCGGGCCGUUUUUGUGAGUUGGCUGUCAACUUGGAUCGUGGUUCGCCAGCUGUGGUCGAUCCUACCGUGAGCGGAGCGGCCGAGGAAGCGCUCCCUGGUUCACCGGAACUGAAGAUCUCGCACGAGCCGACACUGGAGCAGUUAACACAAUUCGCCGAGUCACUGCGAGGGCGGAAGGCAACACUCUUUGCGAACUCGAAGGGAUCAUUUGCGCAACAUCUCACGAGUUACCUCACCGCAUGGGGAAUGGACGUCAGCCAUGUAUCAGCCGAACCGGACGCAGAUACACUCCCUGAGCACAUGGAGGGGAGUCCUCAGUCCGCCUCAUCUACUUCGACGGGCAGAGACGAUAGCCCGUCUUCGGCGGAUGCAGAGCAGCCUACUGGACUAGCCCCUCCUCCUUCUGGGAUCCCUGGACCGGAGCCAUUGUCGUUUUACCUCAUAGACGACGACGUCUCUGUUUUGCGGGAAAGGUUGCAGAAAAUCAGAGCAGAGCAAGCGUACCCACUGCACCUGAACACGCGGAAACGACCGUCGCUUGCCAACCACCACCGCCCUCGCUCAUCACCGCAGGUCGCCCGCGUGAUGGGACUGACUCCCGCGACGACUGCACCCAAUUCGCCUUCGCCCGUCAUCGUCCACUUCACUUCCCUCUCGAACUUCAAGCUGGUCAAGGAUGCUAUCCAGUCGGUGUUUGUGCCUGGCAUUGGCGCCGCGUCCCGACUCCCCGAAGUCAUUGUCAUCCCCAAGCCUGCUGGACCACGUCGCGUUUUGACGGCAUUACACACGGCCAUUACGAAGCCUAUCGUGGACCCUUUCUUCUAUCCUACCGCCACUUCUCCCAUUAGCCCCGGUUUCCACGCUAUGACCCCCUUCUUCAACAUGCCGAAUGCCGCCAGAUCCCCCGGUGCCAGGUCGACUACGAGCAUUCGGACGACGUCUGACAAGUCUGCCAGGUCGCCAAAGGACCACACUCCAUCGUCGCCACGAGGUGUGUCGGACACGAUGGAGUACUUUUCGGACGCGGCUGCCAAGCUUGGGACUUCGCCUGCCUCCGGCCUCGUUAUUCAGAGUCCCGACGGUCAACCCGCAGGUAUUUUCUUCCAUCCGAAACCGAAAGGCUCGGGAAGUAGGAGUAAUUUACCGACACCUGCGUCUGAACGGGGUGCCCCGUCUUACGAGUCAAUGGGGCGCACUCGUGCAGUGUCGUUCCGUCGUCCGCCAGACGACGUGAAGGCCGGCGGCCUGACGGCUGGUACAUCGGAUGUCUCGCGGCGAGGUUCACGGCCGCCUAUGCCGGAGAGCACCGACUCUGAUGGGCGCGAGGGCCAGGAAAUCCCGUCGAUGGGCAGACGGAAGUCGGUACCUGCAAGCGAGGGUCUGCCGCCAUUGUCCACGGAGAGCCCUAUCUCUGCUGGUAUCGUGGUCGGAUCUCCCGUCGGUGAGCCGUCGCCGGCAACGUCCUCGUCGUUGCGGAACGUGCCCCGCAAGGGUAGCCAAGUGGACCCCCUUCAUCUGCACCUUCCAGAUCCACCGUCUCCGUCUGCGUCUGUGCGUCGACCAAGACGGAAUCUGGACAGCCCAGCUUCAGCCCUUGCCACGGUGCAGAAGAAGGGCAAGCCCAGUGACACCAACAUUGUGCCGCCAAUCAGUGUUCUCAUCGUCGACGACAAUCCGAUCAACCAAACGAUUCUCUCCACCUUCAUGAAGAAGAAGAAGAUCAAGUUUGAUGUCGCGAAGAAUGGGGAGGAGGCUGUGGCGAAGUGGCAGACGGGGGGCUUCCAUCUAGUUCUCAUGGACAUUCAGAUGCCUGUCAUGGACGGUAUCGAGGCUACGAAGCAGAUCCGACGAAUGGAGAAGUUCAAUGCCACCGGGGCUUUUCCGUCAACACCCCAAUCUGAAGGUCAACGGACACCGUCAGAAGCCUCGCUCAGCGAGUCUCGCUCGUCGACGAUGUCCACUCCGCCGUACCGGUCGUCAGUGAUCAUUGUCGCCCUCACGGCUUCCUCGCUGCAGAGCGACCGAGUGGCCGCGUUGGCUGCCGGGUGCAAUGACUUCCUCACGAAGCCCGUGUCGCUCCACUGGCUGAACAGCAAGAUCAUCGAGUGGGGUUCUAUCAAGGCCUUGCAGAUGUGGGCGGAUAUUCGGCCGGAGGUGGUCAAGAGCAUAUCGUCCGGUCAGGCAGCACAGGCGCAGAAAGUCGCACGCAGGCUGCAUGUCCCGGAAGGCAGGACUCCCACCGACUCCCGUAGUCGAUCGUCCUCUGUGUCUCGUAAUAGGCAGGGGUCUGCCGAAGGUGCCGCGGCUGCGGCGAGGAAGCUCGCAGCAGAUGACAGGACGCCCACACAGAACAUGCCCAUGCCUGCGACCCACGAUGAUUCUCCAGGCUCUACGAGCGGAUCGUCAUCCGACUCGGUGAACAUGCCGCAUGCGCCAUUGGCAGCCGAAAUCGCUGAUCCUCUCGCGGAGCCCGAAAUUGCGGCCGGAAGUGCGUUUCUUGGGGAGCUAGAAGACACCGCUACUUCGUCCGUGCAGAACCUCCAGGGCGAGGACCCUUCCCGUGAGGCCGUCCCGGGGGCGUUCCGGGCUUCUGGACCGACCGAGUCGCUUCAAAAUGAACCGCCGGUCUUGGCCGCCGACACACAACACCCUGUGACACCAGCUCGAGACGAUAAUGGUGCCAAAGAAGGACAAGAGGAUGCACUGCCGGAGGCCGGCGACCCUCCAGUAACAGGCCGCGAUGGCGAGCCGCCGGAACCGCCGCCAGAGCCGCAAUGACGGUACGGGGCGACUCUUGGGCUGUUUGCAUGGUUUGCACUCCCAUUCGUUUUACCCUUCUUGCCAAGGGUCGCCGGGUUCUUUCGCAAGUUUUUCUGAUGUUUUCGUUUUCUGGGGUUUCGUGUGGGUUGUAUCGCGGUGCUGGGUCUUUCUUUGGGUUAACUGGUCCUAGGUCAUCUACGUAUGUUGUCGCUGCUUAUACUGGUUCAGGUAUGAUAGUUCGCAUUCACGCUUCACGAUACACCACGACCAUUUCGCCAUUCGCGCUCGCCUAGCGGACUACUCUACCGCUGCCCUGCUGCUCUCGGGCUGCCUGAUGGCGGCUAUCUCAUUGUUCUAAUGCACUGUAUCCAACACGAGCACGGACUAUUCGCGUAGAAUAAGUAUAUCCCAUACACGAGACGAUAUAUCACACGUCUUUGCUGCCUUA